CCACAAUCCCCAGCUAUUGUUGUGACGACUUCUGUCCGCUUUGCGAUUACAUUACCCACAAUCCUCAGGUACCGUCGUAAAGACGGCAUACCUUUGCACUUUACGUGACCAAACCUGGAUGAGAGAGUCGCAGUUCUUCAGAAUCAAGAUCCUGCAAUUUGUUCUCCAAAAAACAACCCUUUGUUUUUCCAAACUCCAAACAACCCAAAGGCACUUUUAAGAGCCAAGUCUGUCUUGUUAAACUGUCCUUGCUGUGUUGUACUUGAUAGUCUAUUCCUAUCUCUCUAUUUCUUUCUCUGUCUAACUCUGUUGUCAGUCUUUCUUCUGUGUCUCUGUCUGUGUCUCUUCACUAUAAUGAGUGAUUCUGAUCUUGAGGAUCUCCUGAGAAGCGCAGAUGAGCUGGUUGAGCAGAAAGAGUUAAGGGAUGACCUACGGAGUGCUGAUGAUUUGCUUUGUAAAGUGGAAGCAGCAGCAGCAGCAGCAGCAGCAGCAGCAGCAGCAGCAGCAGCAGCAGCAGCAGCAGCAGCAACAGCAGUGCCAGCAGUGUCAAUGAUGUGCUGGAAGAAGAGAGACAGUGAGGGAAACUUGAUCUUUGCAAGACCACGUUCAACCCGGAAUGUCUCAAAUCAGGCUGGCUGCAGUCGUAACACUGAUCCCCCCGUUGAUGCUCCUGACCCUGACUGUGAUCUGAUCUUUGCUCCAGCUAUCGCUCCAGAGACUGUUGAGGGGUUUCUACGAGAUCUCCAGCAGUCUCUGAGCGAUACUACAGGAGAUGAGGUGGUAGCACAAACCCCAAGUGCUUCUCUGCUGGCAUCGACCAACUGGAGCACUCGAAAAAGGUUUUUUUCAGAGAGCUGGAGGGCAGCGAGACCACAUCUGGUUAACACCGUAGUGGCCCAAGCAAAUGUGGGAACACACAUUUGCCAACAGUGUUGGAGCAAAACGUCUGUUGUCCGGUGCCGGGAUUGCCGACCACAUCCCUUCUUCUGUGCUGACUGUGAUGUCAGCAUGCACACCAGACACCCCCUCUACAACAGAGAUGCUACUACUGCAGGUUACUUCCAGCCAUUGGCCCCAACAACACAUGUACUAAAUAUGGCCCUUUGCUCCUGUGUGCGGUUUGUACCUGUGGAGAUCCCGGACUAAAUCUGUGGUUGUGCAUCAGAGUCAUUGAGCCUCAAGCCAGGAAAGACUGUGACUGUGAUCACAAUGAAUGGACGACAUGAGCUAAGCAUGCCAGA
Messenger RNA from Trematomus bernacchii (emerald rockcod), 1241 nucleotides. RefSeq lists its product as uncharacterized. The transcript has 6 exons. NCBI's taxonomy places the organism in Eukaryota, Metazoa, Chordata, Actinopteri, Perciformes, Nototheniidae. The record is from RefSeq and is a predicted model, not a curated record. Bases 355 to 1146 code for a protein of 263 amino acids.